AUGGCCGCACCAGUUCGAUCCACUAUAAGCCGCUUCGGCCGGCCUUCUGUUGCCUCUAUUCGCAACCUUUCCAACGCCCGUCCAGCCAAAGCCCAGGUUCAACUUGCAACUGUCCGGGAGUCUAAUGCUCCACUAACAACUUCCGAUGAUGGCCAACUCGAUCAUUACAUAAGGCGAGGUGCUCUGUCAAGAACCUAUUUCGAUGCGACAGGUGUGCGAUGGAUUGGAGCUGGCGAUGACGGACCAAAGGAUCCCAACAAGGCAAAGCUAGGCAAAACUUUACGAGUUCUCCAGGAAAGAUUGCCAACCCUCCUUUUGCAUCCUCUCCCUCACGAUAUUCUUGCGCCAAACAUCGCCCUCCAUCUCUUCCCCUCGACGCAUCCUCACCUGCCAACCGUGUCUGGUCGAGUCGCCUAUAAUGCCGCUCUCUGGACAUCACCGCUAGCUUGGAACCGAGUUCCAAUCCUCGGCAAUGUCUGCAUUGAGGUUCUCGCAGAGCGCAUGACGACCGAGCCCCUCACGUUUCUGCCCCGUCGCGCUGGAGCUAUACCCGAGCAACUUGUUGUCCGUUGGUGUGAGAAGCGGAAGGGUUCUGAUAGUUCUUCGAACAGGGGCGUUAUAGCACGCUCGCUACCCUUCGGUCGAGGUGUGGACCCAGACAAGGCUUUCACGGGACUAUUUGUAUUCGACUUCGAUUCCGAAGGAAGGAUUCUGAGCCACACCAUCGAACAGGCACAAGCUGGUGGCGAUUGGGAAGCCGGCGUCGGCGCAAAGGUUGUUGGUCUGACCGACUGGCUUCUUGGGGGCUGUAAGAACCCUGGUACUCCUAUACCAAUGUUCGAGGGCGUACGGAGACGACGAUCUAUCUAA
This is a messenger RNA of Fusarium coffeatum, 870 nucleotides long. RefSeq lists its product as uncharacterized. The transcript is spliced from 2 exons. The coding region runs from base 1 to 870 and encodes 289 amino acids. NCBI's taxonomy places the organism in Eukaryota, Fungi, Ascomycota, Sordariomycetes, Hypocreales, Nectriaceae. The record is from RefSeq and is a predicted model, not a curated record.